AUGCUGCCUACAAACGUUAUGUCUUUUAUGAAAAAGAUGGUGACAACAGAGGAGACUGCAGUACCAGGUCAAAUAGAGACACCUGGAACUUUCGGCAAGUUGCGGCAGACGUUAUCAUCUUCACUCCUUACAGCACAAGACAAAGUAACAACUAAACUCGGGCCACGGCCGGUAGCAACGGAAACUGCAGUGGAGCCUGCGCCAGCACCGCCGCCUGCCCAGCCGCCGCCUGCCACCACACAACCAACCAAGACUGAACGUGAGGCAGGUAAAGCGCCAUCUAGAGCGGGAGCUUGCCGAGUCUGCCUAAAAGCGUUAAAACCAGGCGAAGUGUUUCACAUUUGCAAUGGCUGUCAGCAUCGAGUAUGCGAAGACUGUUCUUCAUACUCUAAACCAGCCAGCGAUGACGAGGCGAGUUCGUGGCGAUGCUCGGUUUGUCGUCGUAAGGCUGGUCCAAGACUUCCGCCAGCAGCUCAAGAUAGUACGGAUUCACUCCUCGACGUGCCUAUACUCGAGGCUUUACAGCGUCGUCAUUCUGAAGCGAGACUCGGCAGUGGCAGCUCGAGCACCGCCCUGGCACCGCCCCGUUCACCCGAACUACGCCGACAUUCAGACGUAUCACCCGCAUCACUAAAGGAACUAGAGAAAUUAAAGGGUGGCGGUAGCGCAACGCCGAACGUGGAGUCGCGGCGGCCGAGCACCGCCACGCCUGCGCGUCGCCGCUCGGUGCGCGCGCUCACUCCCCGGCAGCGGUCUGUCGACGAGGAUCAGAAAGCCCCUGGGUCUGCGCUCGGCGCGCCACCGCCAAUGUCUAGAAGGGCAUCGGCGGUAGAUGUGGUGGCUGGCGGAGCGUCGCGUAGAAGUUCAUAUCGUCCUGAACCAGAUACGGCCGAAUCGACUCCACAAAUUAGCGGGUUAAGUGUUGAUGAAGAUCGGCCAAUCCGACGACGAGGCAGUCAACUUCCGGAUAUUGCUGCAUUACAACAGAGAACUGGUGCACUCGGUGCUAUGGCCGCUCUUACAUCACGUGGUUCUGAUUCAUCUGACGCAAGUAGCGCUUCUGCGAUUGCUGCAGCAGCAGCAGCCGCUGCAGCCGCAGCUAGACAAAUGUCGGUUGAUGCGGAAGCGAUUAAAAUUGUCAUACACGACGUGGACGAUCGAACACCAAGGCGUGUGUCUUUACGGCGCGACCCUAAUGAUAAAGGACAUAGAUCGCGAGGUUUUGGAAUGCGAGUGGUAGGAGGAAAACCUGACGCAAGUGGACGGCGUGAAGCUGUCAUCGUAUGGACCGUUCCUGGGGGACCAGCCGAUCUCGCAGGGUUGCAACAAGGAGAUAAGGUACUAGAAUGGGGUGGUGUUCCGCUAACAGAGCGCAGUUUCGAGGAGGUAUGUGCUGUUCUGGAGCGCGGCGGCGACAGCGUGGAGCUGCUGGUGGAGCCCGCGCCGCAGCUGGACGAGCCGCCCGCGCCGCCCGCGCACGCCUCGCACCACCACCACGCUCUGUACGAACCUGAUACGGACAAAUCACCAUCAUCGCCGACGCGAAGGAAAUUGCCAAAAACCCCGGAACAAGACCGCGUGGAUCGGGCUCGGGAGCGUCCACCGGCGCGCGCACAGCUACAAGUGUGGUUCGAAAACGAACUUCGUAAGCUGGUGGUGGUUCUUAUCGCGGCUGAUGAUCUUCCUCCUCGAGAUCAUACUUUGGGAUAUGGCGAUGAACCGGAAGCUUUUGCAAGGAUACGCCUUUUACCGUCACUUGAGAGUUGCCCACCCGUGGAAACAGACCCUGCAUCUGCAUCAUGUACUCCAGUAUGGAACGCAACACUCGGUUUUGGUGGCCUCACUGCAGACCUUUUAGCCGGCCGUGCGCUGGAACUUACUCUUUGGGACGCUUGCCCCGGUAUCGAUCCUGUGUUGAUUGGCGAAUGCACAAUGGAACUUGAAAAAGCAUUUUCCGAUGAACGUGCAGUGUGGUGGACACUCGAGGAACGUGGCACUCGUUCAGCUAAUGCCUCGCCACGUGGUUCACUUACAGGGGCUAGAGCGUUGCGGCGUGGAGACUUUGCUUCCCAACGUUCCGUUUCAGAUGAUGUGGACUCGAUUGGCGAAUGCGCAUCCCUACUUCACCCAGACCACGCUUGGGUAGCUGGUUCUCGCCGCGGUUCGUCACAAUCGGAGACGUUAGAGGUGGAAGUCUAUCAACUCGGAAAAGAUUUUUCGCGAUCUCUACCUGGAUCGAGGCGCUCAUCUUUUCAACAACAAGAAAAAGACGGCGGCGAGCCGGCGCCGUGCGCGCGGCGCGAGCGGCGGCGCUCGUCGUGCGUGCGGCGCGACCCCGACGACAUCCUGCGCUCGCUGCGCGCCGUCAAGGGCGAGCUGGGCCGCACGCUGUCGCUGUCCGGCUCCACCGCGCGCCGCACGGCCACGGGGCGUAAGGGCAGCAUGUGGGCGGCGGUGCCGGCGGCUGGCGCGGGCGACGCGCUGCUGGGCGACGGCGACGUGCCGCUGGGGCCCGGCCAGCUGCCGCCGCGCGGCGCGCACCUGCCGCCGCUGCACGCCGAGAUCAACAUCAGCAUCAUCAUGAUCAAGGGGCAGCUGGAGCUCGAGAUAUCGCAUGCGCGUCGGGUUUACGGAGUUAACGGCGAGGUGCCAGAUUCGUACGUCAAAUGCUACCUUCGAGACGGCGAAAAGUGGCUACACAAACGUAAAACGAGAGUCAUACGACGCACCACCGAGCCUCACUUCAAGCAGACGUUGAAAUAUCAGGCGAGUGAAGCUCUGGGGCGCACACUGGUAGUGAUGCUGUGGCAACGCUGCGGAGGUUUCGAGCACAACCUCGCUCUCGGCGGGGCGGAGAUCUGCCUCGACAAGCUGACGCUGCCGCAGCGCACGUACGGCUGGUACCCGCUGUUCCCGGCCACGUCGCUGGCCGCCGACGAGUCGCCCGACUGAUCGCGCGAGCCGUCGCCGGAGCGCCGCGACGAUUACUAGCGCUUCCCGACGGCUCCACUCCACUCGUCCCUAGUGAUGAU
Melitaea cinxia (Glanville fritillary) is the source of this 3032-nucleotide messenger RNA. It is a transcript of the gene Fife, whose product is annotated as regulating synaptic membrane exocytosis protein 1. Gene Ontology annotation, molecular function: transmembrane transporter binding; small GTPase binding. Gene Ontology annotation, cellular component: presynaptic membrane; cytoskeleton of presynaptic active zone. The transcript is spliced from 19 exons. The coding region runs from base 1 to 2952 and encodes 983 amino acids. The record is from RefSeq and is a predicted model, not a curated record. Gene Ontology annotation, biological process: positive regulation of synaptic transmission; regulation of membrane potential; regulation of synaptic plasticity. NCBI's taxonomy places the organism in Eukaryota, Metazoa, Arthropoda, Insecta, Lepidoptera, Nymphalidae.